This is a messenger RNA of Paramecium primaurelia, 2388 nucleotides long. The record is from the annotation of a GenBank genome assembly. NCBI's taxonomy places the organism in Eukaryota, Ciliophora, Oligohymenophorea, Peniculida, Parameciidae.
AUGAAGAAGAGAAAUUAGAAACUAUGUAUGUAAAUCAAAUAAUAAAUUAAGCUGAUUUAUAUGUCACAUCAAAAGUACUUUGUGCUAAAUUUGGAACAUAUACAAAGAAAUUGAUAGUAGGUGGAGAUGAAAAAAAUUGUGUUCAAAUCUGGUAAAUUGGAAAUUAAAAACCUAUUGCUGUAUUUAAAUAAUACAUUACUAGACAUUAAGUUCAUAAAAUAAUUCAAAUGCUUAAGUUGAAGUUGCUAGUGUGAAUUUUAGCUUUAAUGAAACUGAAGUAUUCUCAGGAUCCAAUAGAGGUAUAAUCAAUAUUUGGGAUGUUGAAAGUUAAAAAUGUAAUUUAUAUUCAAAUUCAUAUAGAAAUUUAAACACUUAAAGGUCAUACUACUUGUGUUAAUACACUUUGUAUUUAUCCUACUGAAGAAAAUAAACAUCUUCUCUUAAGUGGAGCCUAUGACACUUCAAUUAAAUUAUGGGAUUUGAGGACCAAAACUGCAGUCAAUCAAUUUAAAGGACAUAGUAUGUAAAUCAAUGCUUUGGCAGUCUCUCCAAAUUGUAAAUUAUUAUCAUCGGGUUCAAACGAUGGAUAAGUUAAAAUUUGGGAUAUCAAUUAAGCUAAAAUAAUAGCAUCUUUUACUUAACAUGAUAGUUAAAUUACAUGUCUAAGUUUCAAUCCUGUUGAUAAAGCAAUGGCUUCAGGUGGUGGAGAUAGAUGUGUCAGAUAUUGGGACUUAGAUCGAUUAACUUAAGUAAUUUGAUCUUUUGAUAUAAUAGUUAUCAUCUACAAGAACAGAUACAACUCCUAUUUAAUGCAUCUUAUUUGAAUAAAAUGGAAAAGUAUUAUAUUCUGCAGCCUACGAUUCUCUAAAAGUUUGGGAUGUAGAACAUGAUUGUUAACUUUUGGAUAAUGUUGAAAGUAGUUGGAGGGGAGUCCUAGAUUUGAUAGUAGUUUAAGAAAGAGAUCAGUUAUUGGGACUUGCAUCAAAUGUGCAAUCUGGAUUUAGUCUUCAUGGGGUCAAUCUCAAAACUAUUUGUCAAGAUAACAAAAAUGUUGAUGUUAGAUCUAGUGGAGGUGUUCCUAAAUAAAGAGGAAGAACACCUGAUAAAAGAUCAGAAAUCUAAACUGCUAAUUCUAAGCCAUCUGAUUCAGAAAGCAAAGUUAAAAGUAAACCAUCAUUACAGAUGCAAGCAUAGAAUAUAUUAAAUUAGGAUUAUUAAUAUGAUCGUUAAAAGUCGAAUGAAUAAUUUAAAGAGAUAUAAUAAUAAUAAUAAUAAUAAUAAUAAUAACAGCCUUAUUAUUAAUAAUAAUAAAUUAUUGGAUAACCAUAUGUUAAUAAUAAUGCAUAUCAAUAAUUAUAGUAAUAUCCUCAAUAACAAAUGGUUUAUUAAUAUUAAAUUUAAUAACCUCAGUCAUUUUAGUAAUAAGCUCCUUUGCUUUAUCAAUAAUAACCUAAUCCACUUUAUCAAUAACAACAAUAAUAAAAUUAAUUAUAUUUAUAAUAAAAUCUAUUGUCGUAAUAAUCACAGCAGCAACUAUUUCAAAAUCAUGAUUCAAAUUAAUAUUAUUCAAAUCAAGUAUAAACUACCAUGAAUUAAACUAUGCACACACCAUAACAUAAUCAAUAAAAACUAAUUACAUAUAUUUAGGUUCCUUAAGUUCUUCCUCCAAAUAUUGAUGAUGAAGAUAAACCUUAAGAUGAAUCUGAAAUUAUGGCUUCAAGUGAUUUAACUCUCUCUUAAUUUAUGAUGGGAGAUUAAAACAAAGAAAAAUUUAAAUAAGUAGAUCUAAUCCAUGAAAUUGUCAAAGAUCAUAAUAAAGUUUAAUCAGUCUUGACUUAAAGAAUUAAUUAUAUGAAACCUAUUCUUCAUUGGUGGAGUAACAACAAUCUUAAAUCUGCAAUGAAUGCAAUCACUCAGUAAAAUUAGUAUUUUAUAUUAGAGUAAUGGAACCCUCUAUAUUACAAGAUGCUCUAUCUCUGUAUUCUUAAUCAAAUAAAUUAGGAUAAGUACCUAUUGAUUCUAUCCCUAUGUUAUUGGAGAAAGCAAGAAUUUUAAUUGAAUCAAAGUACUCUUCAUAUGUAAGAAGAGGACUUGAUUUUGCAUGGACAACACUUAAUUAAUUUAGAGAUGUAAUUUUAUUAAAUUUUAUACAAGGAAAUCCUUAAUAUUAAACUAUUCAAUUAAUUAUCAAAAGCAGAUUUAGCAAGGGAAGAAAGAAUUUAAAAAUAUGAUAGAGUGAUUGAACAAUUUAAAAUUAUAGUUUAAACACCAAAAUUACAAAAACUAAUUGAUGGAAAUAAAGUAGAUCUCUCAGAUUUAGCUAAGAAAUUUUAAAUUGAAGUUGUUGGAUUUCUCAAAAAAGUGAAUUAGAAUUAAAUGCAAAAUUGA